GUUAGGGGGUCAUUAUCUUUACCCCUAGCUGAUUCUUGAGCUGAUAGAAAUUUUGCGUGAACACCCAGGGAGUUCGGUCGACCCAGAUGGAUCGAUCUAAGUAUGGGAACCCAGUCUAAGUGCAUGCCUGUGACCUUAGUUAUACCUCUAUAUUGGGUUUGGUUGAACAGCUCCCAUCAUUAUAUUGUCACUGUACAUGUAUAAUGAUAUUUAAAGUUUCGAAGUUUUCAUUAAUAGGUUGAUGCUAAUUAAAGUUUGGCAAGUAAAUAUAAGCAUCACAGCUUAUUUCCUUACUGAAAUAUGUCAAACGUACCACUGGUAUAAUAGAGAUACAGGUAGGACCUAAAGAUGACAGCAUUGAUAACUGGGUUUAUAGCGCUGUUAGUGUCAGAUCUGGUAGGUUUGCCACUAGUACCAGGGAACAAAAGGUCUGGCACUUACCAACCAAAAUGAUAAAAUAAAAAAAAAAACGCCAGUAGAAAACAGGUAAAUAGCAUUGUCGCAAUUAUCAAAUAUGUGAACACGUAGAAUGAGAAAUAAUCACAGUUUUGAAAAAAUGUUGAGAAGUAAUCGUCACCUUCGCUGUUAACCGAAUGGCCCGUUAGAGCUGUGCUGCCACUAACCAACAUGGCGGCUGACCCGACGAUAAACAAAAUGUGCAAAUUUGUUAAGUUUUAUCAAGGCUAUUAAUUAUUAAGUAAUAUAUUUUGCUCUCAUAUCAGCCUAUUUUGUUUGGAAUGACAGUUUUAUUGCGACGUAAAUUGCGCAAUUUAGGCAGACGCCUGCUCGACCCCCACCUUGCGGAGCCAGCGUGCAUUAUCCGGGGUGUAACCCUGUAUACCCGAAUAAGUGGUCUUAUCACUGACCAAUGUGAGUCCAAAGUACUGGCGAGCAAGAUGUCUUUCCAAGUAGGCGUGAUCCGACUGAGCAUUUGGGUUAUUAAUUUUUUGGGUGACUUAUGCUUUAAAAUAUUCGGGAUCAAACUUUGCCAAAUAAAUCAGGAUGAUAUUCUUGAUGAUGGGGAAUUCUUAGGUUUAUUAGACGGGAAAGAAACCAAAUGGAUUGAACCCUUUACCUUGUUAGUAAGAUGCUACAGAACUGACAAAACAUUGAGCACAUUUGGAAGACGACUUAUUGGGGCUGGAUUGAAAGGUAAACUCCAGGUGAAAACCAAGAUUCAGGAGCAUCUUUUACGCGAUGACAGCAUUACAAAGACUACAGCGAUAACAGUUCCAUGGACGCACAAAGGACGCCGUCCUGUGUAAAGGGGGUUUUAUCACUUACACAGGUACCGUUACGCAAACCAGUAUUUGUGCUGGGUGUAAUGCGAUCUGGGACGACCUUUUUACACGGACUUCUUGCUCAGGACCCAGCGUUUCGUCCGCCUCUGCUGUAUGAACUUCUGAACCCUGUGCCUCCGGAGACUGGGGCAGGAACUAAGGAUGACCCUCGAAUUGCUGCUGCUGAGAGAGUGCCAGGUUUGUUUCAGGUCAUAGAUCCAGAUUUUCCAUCAAAACAUGAAAUUGGAGCAACACUCCCCCAUGAGUGUUACCAUCUUUUUGGAUCUGUUGGUUUAAUCGAUAAAGUUGCACAACUUUUCUGCUUCAAUAUUACAAUGUACGAAAAAUGGUGGAAAAAGUCACUGAAACGUGAAUACAUGGUUGAGUUUUACCAAGAUUACAAGAAAGCUCUACAAAUGAUGACGUCCAAGGAUGAAGAUGUUGGCCACCGGAGAUUGCUCAUGAAGGAUCACCUCCACAGCCUAUUCUCAGAGUCUCUGUUGGAAGUGUUUCCUGACGCCAGCUUCAUCAACCCCGUGCGGAACCCCGUGGACAUUGUUAGCUCGUGGUGCUCAGUUGUUGAUUCCCUUCUGCCGAUGUACUUCAACCCUGGUGUGAUAACAAAAUUUGAAAUAGGUCGACGUGUGCUGGAGGAUAUAGCGUAUUACACCUCAACCUUUCUCAAAUACAGGAAAAGCUGCGACCAAUCCGGCAGACAGAUUCGCGUCAUAGACGUGCAUCAGGUGGAUCUUGUCAGGGACCCAAUAACGAAAGUGAAAGAAAUAUAUUCGUAUCUUGGAAUGGAGUUGAACUCUGAUGUGGCCAAUAAGAUGGCAAAGUAUAUAGCUGAGCGCAAAAAGUCGAGGAAAUUACAGCGACACCAACACUGCUGCACAGAUUAUGGGUUGACGGAGAAGGAAAUAUUGGAUAAAUUUCAAGACUAUAUAUCCUAUUAUAAAAUUUCAGUGUAGUCCAAGGACAGGAGCUGUGGAGU
Lingula anatina is the source of this 2274-nucleotide messenger RNA. RefSeq lists its product as uncharacterized. The record is from RefSeq and is a predicted model, not a curated record. Lineage: Eukaryota; Metazoa; Brachiopoda; Lingulata; Lingulida; Lingulidae.